Molecule: messenger RNA, 1007 nt
Organism: Colias croceus (clouded yellow)
Lineage: Eukaryota; Metazoa; Arthropoda; Insecta; Lepidoptera; Pieridae
Gene: Prosbeta2
Product: proteasome subunit beta type-7
Exons: 4
Coding region: 129-974 (281 amino acids)
Cellular component (GO): proteasome core complex
Molecular function (GO): threonine-type endopeptidase activity
Source: RefSeq, a predicted model, not a curated record
CAGAAGUGUCAGAGGAUGAGAAAGCUGUUUGCGUUUUAAUGUCAUUUACGUUUCUGUUAAUUCAUUGAAUUAAUAUUAUUUUAAAGUGGGCCCUAUAAACGUUAUUAACAAUAAACAAAUAAAAGAACAUGGCUUCAGUACUUGUUCCAGAAGUGCCAGCACCAGGAUUUUCUUUUGAAAAUUGUCAGAGAAAUGCAUUCCUCGACCAAAAAGGCUUUCCUGCACCGAAAGCGACAAAAACCGGCACAACUAUCGUCGGUAUUAUUUAUGCUGAUGGAGUGAUUCUCGGCGCCGAUACUCGUGCCACUGAAAACACUGUUGUAUCAGAUAAAAACUGCCAGAAAAUCCACUAUCUAGCUAGCAAUAUGUACUGCUGCGGUGCCGGUACUGCUGCGGACACCGAAAUGACUACUCAGACAGUGGCUUCUCAGUUAGAGCUUCAGCGCCUUCACACAGGGCGGGUGGUGCCAGUUGAGACCGCGUCAACUCUCUUGAAACGCAUGCUAUUCCGUUAUCAAGGUCACAUUGGGGCUGCUCUGGUGUUGGGUGGUGUGGACCGCACUGGACCCCAUAUCUAUUGUAUUUACCCUCAUGGAUCUGUAGACAAACUACCAUAUGCAACUAUGGGUUCUGGAUCAUUGGCAGCUAUGGCUGUUUUUGAGUCACGUUGGAAGCCAAACAUGUCGGAAGAAGAAGGCAAGAAGCUUGUUAGAGAUGCCAUAGCAGCUGGUAUCUUCAAUGACUUGGGCUCAGGUUCCAAUGUUGACUUAUGUGUAAUCCGCAAUACUGGCCCUGCCCAAUACUUAAGAACAUAUGAGGAAGCUAAUGUGAAGGGUAAGAAGCAAGGUUCAUACAGAUACGCUCCAGGAACCACAGCUGUAUUGAAGCAGAGGGUCAUCCCUCUGGAGGUGGAGUCAGUGUCGGUUCGUCCAGUACAACCCAUGGAAGUCGAACCUUCUCCGAGUCGCCGUUAAAAUUUCAUUUAAAUAAAGCAUUUUUUAAACAUA